AUGAAGACAGCAAAAAAGAAGAAGUGCAAGUGAAAAAGGCAAGAACCUUGGAAUGGGUAGUCGAUCGUGUGGGAACCAGGAAGCUGCCGCCACCAGAGAGAGCACAUAGUAGCACUAGUCAGGUCCCUAAAGUGGAUCGCACAACGUACAACCUUGCAUCAUCAUAUUAUCUCGCAAAUAGGAUCGAAAUUAAAAACCCACCAUAUAGUGCAUCAAAGCUUCCGAUCAUCCACAACAGACAACUAUUCAUUCGUGUUCGCGAUAAUCCCAGAGAAUUCGUAUGUCGUGGGCGAGCGAUCUGGAAAUUAGCGAUAACUGAUAUAUUGUUUCAUGCCUUUCCCAGUUUUCCGCCCGGCUGUAUAACCAAACUAAAUGAUAAGAUAAAGAUCGAGAUGUUCGACAAGUUAUGGAAAUCAAACAAACAUGGCGUAGGCUUUUUGCAAUACCUCGCCAUUUACUACCUCGAUCAGAAGACGGAUGGGAUGGAAAAAGUUAUCUAUUUUGUGAAGUGUUUGCUGCAGCCUCUCACUGGUCAUUUUUUGCAAGCGUUGAAUCUUCUGGAUAUUGACGCGAGAGAUGAGAAGUUGGCUCCGGCUGCGGCUCCUCAUGGAUGA
Messenger RNA from Ambispora leptoticha, 614 nucleotides. The record is from the annotation of a GenBank genome assembly. Lineage: Eukaryota; Fungi; Glomeromycota; Glomeromycetes; Archaeosporales; Ambisporaceae.